CUGCGCAUGCUCUGAGCUGGACAGCUCCAGAGAGGGAAAUUUAAAAACGGUUCUUGCUGCGACGGCGGCCAAAUUGCAGAACGCGAGGGGUGAGCGCGAGGGAGUCCCCCUCCGAAACCCCCGCCCGCCCCAGAAGCGCCCGUAGCGGCGGCCCCGCGAGGAUCGGCUCCAGGAGAUGAUAGAAAGCCCCAUCUCAUCCAUAAUGUCAGGAAUUAUUCGAAACUCAGGGCAAAAUCACCAUCCCUCUCCACAGGAAUACAGGCUCCUGGCCACCACCAGUGAUGACGACCUUCCCGGGGACCUGCAGUCACUGUCAUGGCUGACGGCUGUGGACGUGCCGCGGCUGCAGCAGAUGGCAAGCGGCCGUGUGGACCUGGGCGGCCCCAGUGCACCACACCCACACCCAGGUGUCUUGGCUGGGGUGGCUGACCUGCAUGUGGGAGCCACCUCAGGUCCCCUGCUCCAUGGCCCGGCUGGCAUGGCCCCUCCUGACGUCCUGGGCCUGGGCCCCAUGGCCAACCACAGAGCCAGCCAGAUGAACCAGUUCCCUGUGGGGGGCCAGCCCUCAUCCAGCUUGCAGAACCCGCCACAGCUGUACUCUCCAGCUUCCCAACCACAGUUCUCACUUCCCCCAGGCACCCAGCAGUGCCCUCCUGUGGGCCUGUAUGGCUCCCCGUUCGGGGUACGGCCUCCCUACCCCCAGCCCCGCAUGGCUGUGCAUUCAUCUCAGGAACUCCACCCCAAACACUACCCCAAGCCCAUCUACUCAUACAGCUGUCUGAUUGCCAUGGCCCUGAAGAACAGCAAGACAGGCAGCCUGCCUGUGAGUGAGAUCUACAGCUUCAUGAAGGAGCACUUCCCCUACUUCAAGACGGCGCCCGAUGGCUGGAAGAACUCAGUACGGCAUAACCUGUCCCUGAACAAGUGCUUUGAGAAGGUGGAGAACAAGAUGAGUGGCUCCUCGCGCAAGGGCUGCCUGUGGGCCCUGAAUCUGGCCCGUAUUGACAAGAUGGAGGAGGAGAUGCAUAAGUGGAAAAGGAAGGACCUAGCCGCCAUCCACCGGAGCAUGGCGAACCCCGAGGAGCUGGACAAACUCAUCUCAGACCGGCCAGAAAGCUGCCGACGCCCUGGCAAACCAGGGGAACCUGAGGCCCCCGUGCUGACCCAUGCCACCACGGUGGCCAUGGCCCACGGCUGCUUCGCUGUUUCCCAGCUCCCACCACAGCCACUGAUGACCCUGUCCCUGCAGUCAGUGCCCCUGCACCACCAGGUCCAGCCCCAGGCACAUCUCGCCCCAGACUCUCCUGCCCCAGCCCAGACCCCACCCCUGCACACCCUGCCAGACCUGAGCCCCAGCCCCCUCCCGCACCCCACCAUGGGAAGGGCUCCUGUGGACUUCAUCAACAUUAGCACCGACAUGAGCACCGAGGUGGAUGCCCUGGACCCCAGCAUCAUGGACUUUGCUCUGCAGGGGAACCUCUGGGAGGAGAUGAAGGAUGAGGGCUUCGGCCUGGACACGCUGGGGGCUUUCGGAGAUUCCCCUCUUAGAUGUGAGCUGGGGUCCUCAGGCCUGACCCCGGUCUCCGGCGGCAGUGACCAGUCCUUCCCGGACUUGCAGGUGACAGGUCUGUACACUGCAUAUCCAGACAGUGUGGCCGCGUCAGCCGCCACCUCCUCCUCUCAAUACCUGGGGGCCCCCGGAAACAAGCCCAUAGCGCUGCUCUGAGCUGAUGUGCUCACCUGCCCCAGAACCUGGGCAGAGGGCUGACCGAGCCAAGUGGUCCUGGAAGAAAGGCCCUUCACUCUCCCACAGGCCUCUGAACCUCUGGUGGGGCUGCUGGCUAACAGGGAAGCCGUUCUCGGCACCCCCUGGCCCUCUCGCACCUCCACAGAAAGCCUUUGGGGCCUCCCAGGUCAGAGGGACAGAGGAGAGUGAGCAAGCAUCCCGACCUCCCUCACUCCGUGACGCUUCUUGGAGACCUGAGAUGUGAAGCGUCCAGCGUGCUUCCCUGCUGGGCUCCCUCCAUCACCUGCAGCCCAUAUGGGGACUCCUUGGGGCAGCGUGGAAACACCCUGGCGGGAAGGAAGGCCCUUUAAUUUAUUCUGCUUGGAUGAGACAUCUGCCUCUGCCUCCAGUGGACAGGCCGUGAGGCCCGGAGUGGAGCGGGCCGACUGUCUAACUUCUCCUGGACCAGAACCAGCUGAACUCUGAAAUGGGCGACCGCCCUGCUGGCCACCAGGCCCACUUCUCCUGUAGUUGGUUAGAAUUUCAUAGAGCAGGUCCCUGUCCCUGGGCCACGCCGGGCACUGUGACCCCAUAUACCUUUAUUUAUAUUUACUGGAGCCCAGCCACACCACCUCUCUGAAGCCAGCCCACAGCCCCUGGGGUGAGACUCCCUGGCCCCCUCCCUAUG
Molecule: messenger RNA, 2414 nt
Organism: Rhinolophus ferrumequinum (greater horseshoe bat)
Lineage: Eukaryota; Metazoa; Chordata; Mammalia; Chiroptera; Rhinolophidae
Gene: FOXN4
Product: forkhead box N4
Exons: 10
Coding region: 176-1726 (516 amino acids)
Biological process (GO): regulation of DNA-templated transcription
Cellular component (GO): nucleus
Molecular function (GO): DNA-binding transcription factor activity; cis-regulatory region sequence-specific DNA binding
Source: RefSeq, a predicted model, not a curated record